This is a messenger RNA of Bufo gargarizans (Asiatic toad), 2480 nucleotides long. RefSeq names its product RIO kinase 3 (gene RIOK3). Gene Ontology annotation, cellular component: cytosol; preribosome, small subunit precursor. The record is from RefSeq and is a predicted model, not a curated record. Gene Ontology annotation, molecular function: protein serine/threonine kinase activity; ATP binding. The transcript has 13 exons. Lineage: Eukaryota; Metazoa; Chordata; Amphibia; Anura; Bufonidae. Gene Ontology annotation, biological process: maturation of SSU-rRNA; protein phosphorylation. Bases 347 to 1873 code for a protein of 508 amino acids.
CCGGCUGAGGGCGGGUCUGGGUUUGCAGUUCCCAGCAGGCACCGCGCUGUUUGGUGAGACACCGGUAGGAGAGGAAGGGCUGAGCACAGUGAAGCUGAAGAGCUGACAGUCGACUGUUCGUUGCUGAAGAGCCCCCGGGAGAAGCUUGUAGUCGGUUACCGAGCAGAGCUCCGCGUGAUAAUCUAGUGUUACCCACACACAGGCUCCUCCUCUUAUCUCAGGCCCUACCUCCGGCUACCUGGCAAGUCCGGGCACAUCCCGCUCUUCAGCAACCGUCCGUCGUGCUCACCCCGUGUCAGCCGCACUGGCCUCUCCGUCCAGCACCUGCCCGAGCCUGAAUGAGAAGAUGGAGCAAGUGGGGAUCAUAGCACCGGGAGCCCGGCCGAGCCCAUGGGGUUUACCUGCAGAACCUGCGACCCAGUGCUCACUGGCAGAUGUCAUGAGUGAGGAGCUUGCCAGAGAGCUGCAGCUGGAAGAACAGAGCCACGUGUCCCCACCAGAAAUAAUCUGUGAUGACGGGGCUUUCAUAACUGCCGAGAACGUUGAUACCUCCAGUGAUGAAGUAUUGGCUCAGAUGCUGCAGAUGCAGUUUGACAAGGAAUACGACGCCCAACUGAGCAGAGAGGAGAAGAAAUUUAACGGUGACAGUAAAGUUUCAAUCUCUUUUGAAAACUACCGAAAGGUGCACCCUUGUGAAGACAGUGAGAGUUCAGAAGACGAAGUGGAUUGGCAGGACACCCGCCAUGACCCCUACAAAGCUGAUAAGCCCACCACCACACCAAAGAAAGGGUUCAUAGGAAAAGGCAAGGACAUAACAACAAAACAUGAUGAAGUGGUUUGUGGGAGGAAGAACACUGCUCGCAUGGAAAAUUUUACUCCAGAGUUUCAGGUCGGAGAUGGAAUUGGAAUGGACUUAAAACUGUCCAACCAAGUUUUUAAUGUGUUGAAGCAGCACUCGAUUUCUGAACAGCGUAAGAGUGCCAGACUGCAUGACAAGAAGGAAGUCUCCACUGCUGAGAAAGUAGUGGACCCAAAGACCAGACUGCUCUUAUAUAAGAUGGUGAAUGCUGGGGUUCUGGAUACCAUCAACGGCUGUGUGAGCACUGGGAAAGAGUCUGUUGUUUUUCAUGCAAAUGGGGGAAGUAUGGAAGAUCAUGAAGUGCCUUCUGAAUGUGCCCUCAAGGUAUUCAAGACCACCCUAAAUGAGUUCAAGAAUCGGGAUAAAUACAUCAAGGAUGACUAUAGAUUCAAGGAUCGCUUCAGCAAGCUCAAUCCACGUAAAAUUAUUCGCAUGUGGGCAGAAAAGGAAAAGCAUAACCUGAAGAGAAUGGAAAAGGCUGGUAUUCCUUGUCCAGCAGUUGUCAUGUUAAAGAAGCAUAUUCUGGUCAUGUCCUUCAUUGGGAAGGACCAGAUACCCGCUCCCACACUAAAAGAAGCCAAACUGAGCCUGGAGGACUCCAAAGCUGCCUAUUACCAGGUUCUCACUAUGAUGAAGCAACUCUAUGACAAGUGCAACCUUGUACACGCCGAUCUGAGCGAAUAUAACAUGUUGUGGCAUGAUGGGAAGGUGUGGCUGAUUGAUGUGAGUCAGUCCGUGGAGCCCACUCACCCCCAUGGGCUGGAGUUUCUGUACAGAGACUGUAGGAAUGUUUCCCAGUUCUUCCAGAAAUGUGGUGUUUCGGAGACACCCAGUGAACGUGAUCUUUUUAAUAUGGUGUCUGGGCUAGAUAUUGCAUCCGACAAUCAAGCAGACUUUAUGGCAGAGAUUGAAGCCCUGGAGAAGGCAAAUGAAGACCAUGUCCAGAAUCAUGGAAAGAAGAUUUCAAUGUUCCAGCAGGAUGAUGACGGCCCUCCGCCAAUCUUUGAUGAAUAACCCCCGGUGCUACAUUUGCAUUACAUAAAAGCACAAAAAAAAUAUGUUGACGAAAACUAGCCUGCUGUGUUCCUACAGCAUUAAUGCAGCGGUUAACGUCCCUGCCUAAUGCCGGUUGGAAUAGCUGAACCAGAUCAGCGUGCACCCUAGAGAACACAACUCUCAUUAUGUUCUUGAACAUAGUGAGACUGAGAUGGCGCCAGCAGCAGAGCGCUGUGUGCGCGUUUCUAUGCUUGGCUCCUCUACUUGAUAUUAUGGUGCUGUUUCAUCUUGAAGUAAAGGGAUGAGUAGCGUGCUGUGCAUUUAGGGUGGCUCGCGUACCAGUCUCUUAACUCUUCAUUGACAGCAGAUCUCAAGCUCGGCUGACUUUCAGUGAAGCAGUCUUUUAGCCGUGCUCAGAUAUGGACUAGGUGUAACAUGAAAUAUUAAAGCAUUUAGCUAUGUUAACUGCAUUGAUUAUGAAAUGAAACGUGCGCUGAGGUGCAGGUAGCAUUCUCAUUCUUACAUUGUGCUUAAUGACCCUUUCAUGUAGCAUUCAGUCACUGUGUGGUGUUAUUUGUGGAUGAGGCCUGUAAGAAUAUGAUGAAUAAAAACCUUAUAGUCCGAU